AUGCUUGACUUACUAUCUUCAUUAAUCUUCACACCUCUGGCUGGCAACACGCCGCCUCUGGACGUCUCGGACUUGACAUCGUCCCUCCUCACCUCAUAUCCGCGCCCAAAGGCACCAUGGCGCGACCCAUAUUAUCCCAUAUAUGGCCACAGCCCGCUGCGAGCCGAAUACAUAUUGCCUAAUUCAUGGGCAGACGAGCGCAAUGGUGAGGCGACAAGUCCUUCGAUGUAUCGCGACUUCUCCACACCACUCUCACAAGCGCCAACGUCGUCCUCAGCCAGUCGCGACAGCUUGACAGCUGAGCCUUGCGAGUCGCUUGAAGUCGAGCAGGGUGAUACAGGUUAUCGAGGUCCAGCGGCCAAUUUGGUGGCCAGCAGACUACUACAGGUAGAGGCCGAUGGGAGGAACCAGCGCCGUGAGAAUGAAGACAUCUACCGUAUACGAAGUAUUCUGAACAAGCAGCGACAAUGGGAAGAUCGCAUGGCGGUUCUGCUGGGUGAAAAGAUGUUAGCAAAUGGUAUCAAUCGACAUCUAGGGGCUACAGAGGUGGGAUAUCUACCGGAAGAUGAGCAUACAAUGGGAAAAGGGACUGUUGGUACAAAUGGGCACCGAAGAAUGCACGAAUUCCUGCAUAGCAAGGAGAAGAAGAGGAAACGAAUUGUUGAAGACAUUGAAGAUGAGAUCACGAAUGAUAAUGGUGCCAAGAGGACGCGGACAGUGCCUCAAGGCAUAUUGAAGAUGCACACAGAAAAGAAAGAUCGACACUUCCCCAGCAGACAUACCGGAUGA
Molecule: messenger RNA, 789 nt
Organism: Alternaria conjuncta
Lineage: Eukaryota; Fungi; Ascomycota; Dothideomycetes; Pleosporales; Pleosporaceae
Exons: 1
Coding region: 1-789 (262 amino acids)
Source: RefSeq, a predicted model, not a curated record